AUGGCUCCGUCCUCAUAUGACAUGUUGUGUUGCUCCACCAACUGGAUGAUACUAGUGUCAUAUGACCUAAGCUGGGGGAGGGGCAUUUACGGUAACGUGUUGCUUACCAAUCCAAAUGUCAACUGGUUUCUUACAAAUCCAAACGUCAACGUGUUGCUUACCACUCUAAAUGUCAAUGUGUUGCAUACCAAUCCAAAUAUCAACGUGUUGCGUACCAAUCCAAAUGUCAAUGAGUUUCUUACCAAUCCAAAUGUCUAUGUGUUUAUUACAAAUCAAAAUGUAAAUGUGUUUCUUACCAACCAAAAUAUCAACGUGUUGCUUACCACUCUAAAUGUCAAUGUGUUGCAUACCAAUCCAAAUAUCAACGUGUUGCUUACCCAUCCAAAUGUCAAUGUGCUGCUUACCAAUCCAAAUUUCAACGUGUUGCUUACCAAUCCAAAUGUCAAUGUGUUGCUUACCAAUCCAAAUGUCAAUGUGUUUCUUACCAAUCCAAAUGUCAACGUGUUGCUUACCAAUCAAAAUGUCAACGUGUUGCUUACCAAUCCAAAUGUCAACGUGUUGUUUACCAAUCCAAAUGUCAAUGUGUUGCUUACCAAUCCAAAUGUCAACGUGUUGCUUACCAAUCCAAACGUCAACGUGUUGCUUACCAAUCUAAAUGUCAAUGUGUUGCUUACCAAUCCAAAUGUCAAUGUGUUGCUUAGCAAUCCAAAUGUCAAGGUGUUGCUUACCAAUCCAAAUGCCAACGUGUUGCUUACCAAUCCACAUGUCAAUGUGUUGCUUACCAAUCCAAAUGCCAACGUGUUGCUUACCAAUCCACAUGUCAAUGUGUUGCUUACCACUCCAAAUGUCAACGUGUUGCUUCCCAAUCCAAAUGUCAACGUGUUCCUUACCAAUCUAAAUGUCAAUGUGUUGCUUACCAAUCCAAAUAUCAACGUGUUGCUUACCAAUCAAAAUGUCAACGUGUUGCUUACCAACCCAAAUGUCAAUGUGUUGCUUGCCAAUCCAAAUGUCAACGUGUUGUUUACCAAUCCAAAUGUCAAUGUGUUGCGUACCAAUCCAAAUGUCAAUGUGUUCCUUACCAAUCCAAAUGUCAAUGUGUUUCUUACCAAUCCAAAUGUCAACGUGUUGCUUCCCAAUCCAAAUGUCAACGUGUAUAAUACCAAUCCAAAUGUCAAUGUGUUUCUUACCAAUCCAAAUGUCAACUGGUUUCUUACAAAUCCAAACGUCAACGUGUUGCUUACCACUCCAAAUGUCAACGUGUUGCUUCCCAAUCCAAAUGUCAACGUGUAUAAUACCAAUCCAAAUGUCAAUGUGUUCCUUACCAAUCCAAAUGUCAAUGUGUUUCUUACCAAUCCAAAUGUCAACGUGUUGCUUACCAAUCCAAAUGUCAACGUGUUGCUUACCAAUCCAAAUAUCAAUGUGUUGCGAUGA
Mizuhopecten yessoensis (Yesso scallop) is the source of this 1431-nucleotide messenger RNA. RefSeq lists its product as uncharacterized. The record is from RefSeq and is a predicted model, not a curated record. The transcript has a single exon. The coding region runs from base 1 to 1431 and encodes 476 amino acids. NCBI's taxonomy places the organism in Eukaryota, Metazoa, Mollusca, Bivalvia, Pectinida, Pectinidae.